ACAAGCUGCAGUCACCAAAUGUUGAAACGAUCCCUCGGGGCGGCUUGUUUUUGACAUUGUGGGUUGCGAAUGAGUAUUUGAGUAGGGGUCGGGCUGGUCGAGCUGCCAGAACUUCCAACGCAUGCAACCGCAGGAGUAUAAUCUUUCAGGUCUCUCUGUCAUCGUACCAAGAAAGCAAAAGCCCCACAGAGCGGCUGGCUACUAGUUCGGGUAGGUGAACACGAAGUAUGAACUGAUGAAGAGUAGGCAAGGUUCUAACACAAUAAUCUUUUGGACGAUUGAACUACUGUGGACGCGUAGGAUUGACGUCCUAUAUGUGCGUCCAUGCGAGGGAGCUAAAGGCAAGACUUAUUACGUCUACAAUAUAUGCCGGCGUUUGCGUCCACCACGUCACGCUUUGUUGUUGCGUUCUGUCUCCUCUUUCCGUCCACCGCGACACGCUGUGUUACUGCGUGUUCGUUCUGUCUCCUUUUUACGGCUCUUUCCUCGAGGCCUCACUACUAUGGCGACCUCUGCUUCAUUUCACGACGUUGUUGGUCUUCAAAACGGAAGUACUCCAGAAAUUGGAGAUAUUCGCGUAAAUGUGUUCACAUUUCGUGCCAACACGUCUUCUGCUGAAGAUGGAAUCUACCGGAAUGCCAUUCGGAGGAAUUGCAUUCGCAGGAUUGGGAGAUUUUCGGCAGGCAGGUCCUAUUGUCAGCGGAGCAGGAGAAACAGCAACUUUGGCAGUAUCAGUGAAAUAAUCGACGCUAUGGCCAGACAUGUGGAUUUUGAAUCCCAACACCGCAAUUCGCAGCAUGGGUGACCCGGAUCGCAUUGGAAAAGACUGCUCCAGAAAUCGACAGAAUCUCGCACUCAUAGCAGUGACUACAAACUUCAACAAUACCAUUAACUUCCUCUUCCCACCACAUAUUCUCAAAAACGCUAA
This is a messenger RNA of Suillus subalutaceus, 928 nucleotides long. RefSeq lists its product as uncharacterized. NCBI's taxonomy places the organism in Eukaryota, Fungi, Basidiomycota, Agaricomycetes, Boletales, Suillaceae. The transcript is spliced from 3 exons. The coding region runs from base 236 to 805 and encodes 189 amino acids. The record is from RefSeq and is a predicted model, not a curated record.